Molecule: messenger RNA, 2538 nt
Organism: Scheffersomyces coipomensis
Lineage: Eukaryota; Fungi; Ascomycota; Pichiomycetes; Serinales; Debaryomycetaceae
Product: RNA helicase
Exons: 2
Coding region: 1-2538 (845 amino acids)
Biological process (GO): positive regulation of transcription by RNA polymerase I
Cellular component (GO): nucleolus; intracellular anatomical structure
Molecular function (GO): helicase activity; double-stranded RNA binding; ATP binding
Source: RefSeq, a predicted model, not a curated record
AUGUCGAAUAACCCUGCUGAUGUGGCUACAUCAGAGAACGGAUCAAAGAGGAAAAGAAAGAGAAAGAGAAAUAAUAAUAAUAAUAAUAACAACAACAAUAAUACUAAUACCGUUAAGGAUGAUAAACCUGAAUCAAAGCCAGACGUGAAUGGGGUUAAAGAUAAUGAAUUUCAUAUACAUAGAAGUAAUAAGAAGAUAAAGUUUGAUGAGGAAGAAGUUGAAGAAGUACCUAAUGGAAAGGUGAAUGAUAUAGAAGAAUUAGGAGAAGAAGUCAUAGAAGAUCAAGAUCCUGAUCAUUCAGAAGGGUACUCAUCUGAUAUUGAAAAAUCUCCAUCAGUUGAAAUAGAGACUAAACUAUCUGCCAAAAUUGAUAAACCUAAACAAAAUAUCGCAAAUAAUGAUAAGAAGAUCAAGAAGAAGGCUAAAACAGUGGCGUACAAGUCAAGUAAAGACAGUGAAGAUGAAGAGGAUGAAGAUGACUAUACUAAUCGAUUCACUCAUUCAUCUUUAACCAAAGCCCAAUUAAAAAUUUAUCAACAUAAAGAUGAUAUAAUAGAAUAUAUUAAAGUCAAUCAAAUCACCAUUGUCAUUGGGGAAACUGGUUCUGGUAAAUCUACUCAAAUUCCACAAUUUUUAUUACCUAUAAAUAAGCAACAAAUAGCAGUUACACAACCUCGUAGAGUUGCAGCUGCUUCUUUGGCUCAGAGAGUGAGUGAAGAAUAUGGAUGUCAAUUAGGCGAAGAAGUUGGUUAUCAAGUAAGAUUCUCCAAUAUCACUUCUCAAAAGACAAAAUUAAAAUAUUUGACUGAUGGUAUGCUUUUAAGAGAAAUUAUGUUAGAUGGGAAGUUAUCCAAAUAUUCCACUAUCAUUCUAGAUGAAGCCCAUGAAAGAACGAUCUUGACUGAUUUAAUAAUGGGUUUCUUAAAACAAUUAAUUGUUAACCAAGUAAGACCAGAUUUAAAGGUGAUUAUUAUGUCGGCUACAUUGAAUGCUGAAUUAUUUAGUAAUUUCUUCGGUCAUGCUCCAAUUUUAUUCAUUGAGGGUAAAAUGUAUCCAGUCACUCCAUAUUAUUUACUCGACAGUUCAGAAGAUAUCGUUGAUAGUAUGAUUAGAACUGUUAUUCAAGUUAAUAUGUCAGAACAAGAAGGUGAUGUGUUAUGUUUCUUACCUGGUCAAGAAGAAAUUGAUAAUUGUGUUGCUGCCUUAAAUCAAAUUGCUCCACAAUUACCUAAAACCGCUCCAAUAAUUGUACCAUUGCCAUUAUAUGCAGCAUUAUCUCCAUCUCAACAAGCAAAUAUAUUUAAUAAGCUACCAGCCAGAAGAAGAAAAGUCAUUUUGGCGACUAAUAUUGCCGAAACUUCUAUUACCGUUAGUGGUGUCAAAUAUGUUAUAGAUUCUGGAUUAAGAAAAGUUAAAGUUUGGAAACAUCAAUUAGGAUUAUCUACCUUAUUAACAGCCCCAAUAUCUCAAGCAUCAGCCAAACAAAGAGCUGGUAGAGCUGGUAGAGAAUCUGAAGGUAAAGUUUUCAGACUUUAUCUGGAAAAGGUGUUUCAAACUAAAUUACCCUCACAGCAAGAAUCUGAAAUAAUGAGAAAUGAUAUUAUAUUACCAGUAUUAACGUUAAAGAAAUUAAACGUUGAUGACUUGUUGAAUUGGUCAUGGUUAGAACAUCCUGGUAAAGACGCUAUUUUAAGUGCCUUAAAUACAUUAUACGCUCUUGGCGCCUUGGAUAAUAAUGGGAAGAUUACUUCUUUGGGUUUUAAGAUGUCUGUAUUACCUUUGCCACCACAGUUAUCUGUCGCAUUAAUCACUGCAUUUGAAAAGGGAGUUUUAGGCCCUGUAAUAGAUAUUGUAUCUUGUUUAUCAGUAGAUAAUUUAAUAUUGAAUAUUGGUGGAAAUGGAGAAUUAAGGGAUGAUAUAAAUUUCAAAAGAAGAGAAUUUUGCCCAUUGGGUACUAAAUAUGGUGAUUUGAUUGCAUUUAAAGAAUAUUUCAAUUAUUAUCAAGAAUUAUCAACUUCUGGUCAUAAUCAAGAAGUUAAAGACUGGUGUAAAGAUUUACAUCUUAGUUUCAAAGGAUUCAAGAAUGUGUUGAAAGUAAGGAACCAAUUAAAGGAAUAUAUGUUUGCUACAAUUAAACAAGAUGGCAAUAUCACUCAACUGGAAAAGGAUAAACAAUUAAGAAUCUUAAAAGCUCAAUUUGACGAGUCGAGCUCUCUCGAUAGUGACAAUGAAGAUGAGGGGGUUAAGUCUUCAUUGGAUAUUCCAACUAUUUUAAAAGCUUUUUUAAAAGGAUAUAUUACAAACACGGCAAUUGGAAUGCCAGAUAGAUCAUAUAGAACAUUUACUUCGGGUCAAUUAAUUAGUGUCCAUCCUUCAUCAAAUCUUUUUGGAAAGUCAAAUCUUGAUGCUAUUACUUAUAUUGAGUAUGUAUAUACUUCUAAAGGAUAUGGUAGAACUUGUUCAGCUAUUGAGUUAAGCUGGCUUCAAGAAGUGGCACCUCAUAUGUUAGGAGCUGCCAAAAUCAAUAUUAAAGAUUGA